Molecule: messenger RNA, 1338 nt
Organism: Rhinocladiella mackenziei CBS 650.93
Lineage: Eukaryota; Fungi; Ascomycota; Eurotiomycetes; Chaetothyriales; Herpotrichiellaceae
Exons: 1
Coding region: 1-1338 (445 amino acids)
Source: RefSeq, a predicted model, not a curated record
AUGGCUUUCUCACAUAUACCCUUUCUAUCGACGCCUUCUCUACCAGACCACUGUACUCCGACUUCUCCUUUCUUGACCGAUGUCUCAUCCUCCUUCGGAUUUUGCAUACCCACUCCCCUCGCCGCUCUUUCUACCCUGCUCGGAACACUCUCCAUAGUGUCAUGGCUAUUUGCUCAGAUGCCACAAAUCUUCAAGAAUUACCAUCUAAAAUCCACCGCGGGGUUAUCGAUAUUCUUUCUAGCGGAAUGGUUGUUGGGGGAUUUGACCAAUCUUCUAGGAGCCAUUUUCACCAAACAGGCGGGAUGGCAGAUCAUUAUUGCCAGCUAUUAUGUCUUUGUUGAUAUGUGUCUUGUCGUUCAAUAUUUCUGGUACACUCAUUGCACGAAAUGGAUUUAUGCCAAAAAUCUCCAUUCCACAGGAAGCAGUGAUAUCGACGAUGCCGACAGUGCCAUUAUCAAUGGGCUCUCACCCAUCAAUUCCAACUUCGCCCACGAAGGUCCACUCCUACGCGACCUGGACGACAGUCCUCAGAAGUCUACCGAGCCAACCAGCACCCAUGGCCCUCAAUUCUCACCCGUGAACUAUGGAGAGAAGAAUGGUACGCCGCCAAGAGAUAUAUCGUCCACCGACAGAUUGGCAUCGAGUUGGAUGCCGUCCCCUUCCCCUCGAACAUUUAUACACGCGGCCACCAUGGCUUCUCUCGCAUCCAAUGUGGCGGCCGCUCCCACACCUUUUCCAACCGACCACUACCAGCACGGGAUCCAUCUUCUUCGCGUCGAGACUCCUCGUGAGAUUGCUGGAACGAUCUUGUCCUGGUGCUCCACCUUGUUGUAUCUCGGCUCUCGAUUGCCGCAACUAUAUAAGAACUGGUGUCGUCAAUCGACUGCCGGUCUGUCUCCUCUUUUGUUCCUUGCCGCCUUCUGUGGUAACUUUUUCUAUUCUGCAUCUUUGCUUACCAAUCCGAAUGCUUGGAAUGAUUAUCCACCGUAUGGUCACCACGGUUGGGUCGAUGCAGAAGGUUCACAGCGAUGGGCAUGGGUGGCCCGAGCCGCCCCAUUUUUCCUGGGUGCUGCGGGAGUUUUGAGCAUGGACGCUUUGAUGGGAGUUCAAUUCAUUAUGUACGGAGAAAGGGAAGACCGAAUCGUGAAAGUGAGAGAUGGCCAUGGUUAUAGUCAUUGGGAGAGGGUUAAUGGAUGGAUGAGAGGUUGGAUCCCGAGUAUGGCGGGGAAGGAUAGAGUGGUGGACAUGACCCAAAGUCAAAGGCUUUUGAGUGAAAGUGGUCAUAUGAGCAUGGGUCGACGACGGAGUACCCUGGUUGAUUAUGGUACAAUAGAGUGA